AUGGACUCUGCUUUGAAAAGGUGGCGACUUCUAUUAGGCUUGCAAGGGAGGGGCAAGAACUCUGAAGUUGCGGGUGACCACCGUCACAGUAUGGCUGAGGCAAAUGCAGCGGAGCUGGCAAACUUUCUCUGGACAAUCAAGGGCCAAUUUCAAGAGGAUCCUGCUGGCCUUGCUGUGAAGCUGGCCCGUAUAUGUGAAAGCCUUCGAAAUUCUGGACUCCAGGAGAAUCAGCAAACUUACAACAUCGUUGCAAGUGCUCUAAGAACCGUGGUGGUGGUCGGCAGACUCGAUCCAUAUGCAAUCCCCGGGGGCUCGUCUAUGAGAUCGCUGACUGAGGAUGGGCCUGUCUUCAUCCCCGAGUUCGUCCAGUCAGAGGGCCUAAGGCAGCCUGCCAGCAGACCACUGCCUGUCACCCUUGGAACUCCAUCCCCUUCCAGCUAUGGCAACCACGAGCUUCUGCUGCCUCGCGAGCCUCCCCCCUACCAGCCCCCACAGCAGAGUCCCAGGUUCAGCAACUGGCAAGCAGCCCCGCCUGUGCAAGCCGCCAGUCCUUAUGCAAGCAGCGCCGCCAAUCAGCCAUCUCAGACACCAGGGCAGCCGGGGAGGAGUUUCUCUGGUUCUCCAGCACACCCUCAGUUUGCACCUCCAGGGCUGGGGGCCUCUGUCACUCGGCCAAUUUCUCUCAGUAGGGAUCCGAUUCCAAGGCCAAGUCCAACACUCCAGGCUCGUGAAGCUGCUCUCCAGUCACAGCAGGCUUUCUUGCUCAACCAGUCCAGUAGGCCCGUCCCGAAAAGUCCAGGCCCUCCCAACCAUUCCGUUCCCGUCAAGCAAGCACUCAACAAUAGCAGGAGCGCUUCUCCUCAGCGGAAGGGGUCCUUUCAGCAGCCUCCCUCUCAGGUCCCUGGCCUUUCCACCCACCGAGACCCUCCCAGAAGCAGUCCAGCGCUCUUCAACAUCCCUCCGACGAGCCAUGGAUCACCGAUCAACAGCGGCAUCCCCAUCUCCCCCCACGAGCUGCCCAGUUCAUCUGCCUUUGCCGAGAAGGCGGAACCAAGGGGUUCGACCACGGACAGGGGUGCUCCGCCGAGCCCUCUGUUCAGUCCCCCCUUGCAACCAGCUAGGGCUCCGGCGGUGGUUGUGUCGGUGUCUCCCCAUGGCAGCAACCACUUGAAACGCGGGCCUGAUCCAGGUUAUCACUUUGAGGGGCCAUAUAGAAGCCCGCCAAAAGCGCCUGGCAGGAGCGGUUUGCAACAAAACAGCGGCCAGCCUGGCCGCCAAGCCCCAGCCAAACGGCAAGCGAACAAGUCUCCCGCAAGGAGUCAGCCUGUAAGCAGCAAACCGCAACUGCCAGUUGACAGUACUCCACCUCCUGUGACGACCACUCCCUCGGAUGCAGUUGCCGAGACGGUGCGUGUAUGCGUCCACAAGCGAGCGCAAACGGUGUUGGCGAGCGGAGGCAACACGAAUCCGGAGCUGCUAAGAGUUGCAGAGACAGUGAAGCAGCUGUCGAAAGCGGGGUCCGUUCCGGAGUGCUUUCUGCCUGAGCAGAAGCGGCAGCUGAUAGCGCAAAUACAAAUUUUCCAGAACGUGAGGCACGGCAAGCCCUCGAGCCAGGCUACUGUUGCCCUGGCUUUAGAAGAUCUGAAAGAUCUGCUGCCGAAGCUGUCGACGUUGCAACGGGCGGAUACGAAGGGGCCAGGAGAGGCUGCGAAAGCUCCCGGGAGAGGUGUCAAGCAGCCACUUACGGGGGUCGAAAAGAAGGAAAAGCAGGGCAAGAAAGGGAGGGAACGGAAGAAGACGGAGAAGCCGCUGAAGCAACCAGGAGGUCCGGCUAAAAAGUCUGCGGCAGCUGGGGGGCAAGCGCCUCAACAGCACCAGAACGCAGCAUCGAAUCGUCCGGGAAUCCAAGCUAUCCGAAAGCCAAGCCCUCCGAUCGGGGCUCUAAGUCGUCCAGGGGGCUUUCAAAACCCCCCUCAAACCUCGCGGAAGAGCUUGCCCCAACAAGCACGACCCGCCUCUGAGCCUCUUCAACAGUCAAAAGCCCCCAAGAUGCCGCAAACCCUGGUGCCACCCGAACCUCCCGACACAAGGAAACCGCAAUUCAUGACCGCAUGGCUAUCUCAAGAGAAGAGGAAGAGCGAUGCCGAGAGUGCGAAGUGGUCGCAGCUGCAGACCAAGUUGGUCCAGCAUGUUGCUGUCAAAACUGCGGAGGUGAAGCGCGCUGAGGCGGUCCCUUCUCAGGACGACUGCAAGACGAAGAAGGUCAUCGACCUGAAGAAGCUCGAGUUGUUGGCGUUGCAACAGAAGUUGAGAAAGGAGGUGAUGGACGGCUUCUUCGCUCCUGCGCAAGCUGAGCUCCAAAACGUCCGCCAGGUGAAGUUGCAGAGGAGCCUGCGACGGAUCCGGGAAGCGGAGAGAAAGGAGCAAAAGCUGCGGGACGAACGGGCGAGGCGUGAGAAGGAAAAAGUGAAGAACUUCGCAAAGACGCUAGACCAGCACAAGGCUCUGCUGGCUGACCUUCAGCGGGCCAAGAAGGAGCGGGUGCUGAGGAACAACCGAGCAGUCACGGAGUUCCACAAGCGGAAGGAACGGGCUGAGAGGGAGAAGAAGGAGCGCCUGCAGCGAGAGAAGAUCCAGGCUCUCAAGUCGAACGACGUGGAAGGGUACAUGAAGCUGGUGCAGGAUGCCAAGUCCGACAGGGUCCAGCAAUUGCUGAAAGAGACGGAGUCGUACCUGCACAAGCUGGGGGAGAAGCUGGCAGCCGUGACCAUGCAGGCCAGGGAAGCGGAGGUUGGAGAGGGAGUGGUGGCAGCCGAGCAGGAGUUGGUCAAAACGACGGACGAAGCUGCGGCCUCGAUCCUGGAGAGCAACGAGAAGUACUACACUCUGGCUCACGCCGUGAAGGAGGCCGUGAUUGAGCAGCCCAAGAUGCUGGUCGGGGGCCAGCUGCGCGAGUACCAAAUGAAGGGCCUCCAGUGGAUGGUCUCCCUGCACAACAACAGGCUGAACGGCAUCCUGGCGGACGAGAUGGGCCUCGGAAAGACGAUACAGGUCAUCGGCCUUCUCUGCUUCCUAAUGGAGACCAAGAAAGUGUCGGGGCCAUUCCUGAUCGUGGUGCCUUCCUCCGUCUUCUCCAACUGGGUCUCCGAGAUCAAGCGGUGGGCUCCGUCGGCGAUCACAGUGGCCUACAGGGGCAACCCUGAAACUAGGAGGCGAAUCUACAGCGAGCAGGUCGCGGCGAAGAAGUUCAACAUUCUGGUCACGACGUACGAGUUCCUGAUGAACAAGCACGACCGGCCGCGGCUGAGCAAGAUCAGGUGGGCGCACCUCAUCAUCGACGAGGGCCACCGGAUCAAGAACGCCAACUGCAAGCUGAACACGGACCUCAAGCAGUACAGCGCCAGAAACAGGCUGCUGCUGACGGGGACGCCAAUCCAGAACAACCUGGACGAACUCUGGACGCUGCUCAACUUCCUCCUGCCUGACAUCUUCAACUCCUCGGACGACUUUCGGCAAUGGUUCAACAAGCCCUUUGAGGGGAGCGGGGUCGAGGAAACGGAAGACCAGGCACUGCUGAACGAGGAGGAGAACCUCCUGGUCAUCAACCGGCUCCACCAAGUGCUGCGGCCGUUCAUGCUCCGGCGAAUGAAAGAGAAGGUUGCGGAUGAGUUGCCCGGCAAAGUUGAGCGCCUCAUCCGCUGCGAAGCGUCGGCCUACCAGAAGCUGCUUGCCAGGCAGGUCACCGAGAAGCUGGGGCGCCUUCCUGGACAAUCAAAGGGCAAAGCGGUGCAGAACACGGUGAUGGAGCUGCGGAACAUCUGCAAUCACCCCUACCUGAGCUUGCUGCACGUCGAAGACGUGGAGUACAGCUUGGAGGACGACUUUCUGCCAACGGCCGUGCGCCUGUGCGGCAAGCUGGAGAUGCUGGACCGGAUCUUGCCGAAGCUCAAAGUUGGAGGGCACAAGGUUCUCUUCUUCUGCACGAUGACUCGCCUGCUCGACGUCAUGGAGGACUACCUGGUCCAGAAGGGCUACGGCUACCUGCGCCUGGACGGGUCCACCGGUGGUGCGGACAGGGGUACCCUCAUCGAGCAGUUCAACGCGCCUGACUCUUCAGACUUCAUCUUCCUACUGAGCCUGCGGGCUGGCGGCAUCGGGAUCAACCUGCAGGCGGCCGACACGGUGAUCAUCUACGAUACGGACUGGAACCCGCAGGUGGACCUCCAGGCCCAGGCCCGUGCCCACAGGAUCGGGCAGAAGCGAGACGUCCUUGUGCUGCGGAUGGAAACGGUUAACACCGUCGAGGAAAAGAUUCGUGCACGCGCUGAGCACAAGAUGGGUGUGGCCACACAGAGCAUUACGGCUGGCUUCUUUGACCAGAGCACGAGUGCCGAGGACCGCCGUGACUUCCUGGAGGCCAUUCUUCGGGAGGCGAACUCGGACCGGCAGGAGUCGAGCGAGGUUCCGGAUGAUGAUCAGCUCAACGAGAUGCUUGCCCGCACGCCCGAGGAGGUUGAGCUCUUCGCGGCGGAAGACCGCAAGCGGCAGCGGGAGGACCAGGCCAGGUGGCGUGCCAGCAAAGGGUCAGCCGAAAUGCCCGGCGUGCUGCCCCGGUUGGUCACGGACGCGGAGCUCGAGCCGGUGCUGAAGGAGUUGGAGAGGGCUAACGCAGAGCAGAGCCGGAGCGGUUCUGUGGGCGCGUCUGAGGACCUCGGUCGCGGGCGCCGCUCGCAGGGGGUCAAGCGGCAGGGUUACGCAGACCUUACCGAGCGCCAAUUCAAUUACCUGCUGCGAGAGGGCAGCCUGCCCCCCUCAGCGUUCAAGAAACGGGCCCGCUCGGAAGACAAGCAAGACUCUGGGGUGAAGAAGCAGAAGAAGGAUGGGAAGCCAAGUGAAGAGGCCAGCAGUUGGGGGCCAGAACCAACAGUGGCCAGGAAAGGGGAGGUUGCUAUUGUUUUGGAACGGCAGUCUGAGCAACCACUGGCGGAGAGACACGUGCCAUCUGGCGAUGUUGCGGGCGAGCUGCCGAGUGCAGCGGCUGCGUCGUUGGAGAACGGCGGGCGUGUGGAAGUCCGGCGCGGUCCGGACGGAGCCGCAGCCUUGCCACGUGCCGAAGCCCAGGUUGUGCCAGGUGUUGGGCUACAACGAGCGGUCACGGCGCAGCCAGAGAGCUCCGCAAAGGCGCCGGGCGAAUCGGCUCCUUCGAGUUUGGCGGCUGGGGGGCCUACUGCGGUCGACGACUCUGACGAAGACCUGCCCUUGUGCGCUUUGCGCGCGCCCGCCCCUAAGAAAGCUAGGCACGUGGGCGUCAUCAGGCCCCUCCAAAAACCCGGCCCGAGCCCCCAACCCUUUGGACACGUCAGCACGAUGCCAUGUCCAGCCACGGGAGCUCAAAGCGGAGGUCCCCAGAAACAGUUCCCGGGACUGGCGCCUGAGGAAGACGCCAGCAGAGGCCGGAAUGGAGAGGCCCCAGUGAACAUAGAUCUUGCGGAUUCAGCAGCCUAUCCGAGGCGGGUUUCCGAAGCCGUGACAGAAACCUCCCCGGUCACUGGCACUGGGGCCUUGCGCAUAACCCUUCCAGACAGCGAGUUAGGCAGGAACGGACAGGUGACAGGCACGCUUAGGCCCAAGAGUAGUAGCCCCGGCGGCAUGGUAACAGGGAUAGCAGCUAGCAGCGAAGAUCGUCAUGCAGUUCUGCACGGAAGCAGCGGUGUUCCGGCAGAGAGCGGCCCAGCGGGGAAGCUUCAGCCGCUGCAAGGCACGGAGUCCCCUCCGAGACCGGUCGCCGCGCUCCAAGCCGCUCCAGGAUUCGAGGCGUCAGAACUGGUGGCCAGAAAUAAACCGUCAACGCCGCACUCGGCGGCCGCUGCACCUCCCGUGGGCACCCUUGACAGCGGAGGUGCUCGUUUAGAAGGUGCGAACAAGCCCCGUGUUCCGAUUGGAGGGAGCGGGGCCGGAGACCCGAGCGCAGAGCUCGACGGGACGGGCUCGAAAAGCCGAGACCGGGCCGAAUCAGUAGAGGCGCAACCACACGCUGACGCCACUCAGCCUCACGCUCAGACAACCCGCGCCGGUGGUACUGUGGGCGAUGGCGUUGCCGCGAAGGGUUCCGCGGCUGUCCGGAGCGAGGUGCCGCGGAAAGGGUUCAAACGGCGACGUACGCUCUGCCAGACCGCCGAGGAGGCCUUUGAGUGGAGCGAAGAAGACGUCGAGGAGCCAAGUCCGGACGGUCGCCGACCAUUGGACGGUAGGAGUGUUCCGGGAUCGGUAAUCAGCGCCAGCGGAACGCCGGUCAGGGCGAGCCCGCCAAUCGCCAACGGAGAGAAAGCAGGGAUUUUGAGCGGGCGCGAAAAGGGAAACGGAGACUGGUCGAGGAAUGAUCUGGCCGGCAGGGCAGUGUCGCAGGUGUUAAGCCCAAGCUUCGCAUCUCGGCCCGAGGUCCUGAGGGUGUCGGCCGCAGCGCAGGGCGGGCUCGAUGGCGGAGAACCGUGGAAGGAGGCGCUGCCUGAGACGGUGCCGUCUGGAAACGGAAUCAAAGUCGGCGUGCACGGCAAUCCGGCCAGGAGCACCUCUCACUGGGAGGCCAGCAGCCGGGCCGUCACGGGCACAGCCCCUGGUUUUCCGGGCUCCGUACCGUACGUACGCGGACCGUCGAGGCAGGGCUCGCCAGCCUUGAGCUCGCCAAGCAGUGCUCGGAAUGCCGGGGCCCUGGCGUCGCCAACGGCGUGCAACGGUCGAGGCGGGUCGCAGAGUCCUCGGCUGCGGGUUGGAGAGAGAAACGAGCGCGCGACGCCAGACAGUGUCGUCAGCGAGGCGAGCCUGCGAGCGGCGCAUUCUGCGGUUGGUUCACUGUUGGACUCAAUGGAGGUGGACGGUGAAGUUCCUUGUAAAAAAUGGUUGUACUAAGUUACAGGUAGCAUUCUCAUGCUAGCUUCGGAGCCCAGAUCAACAGGUUGCACUAAUAGGAGGUAACUCUCUUUGACGGCGAGUGUUGCUAACAUAUGGUUGUAACAUAUAGAUGCUGUUGAUGAGAUCAGAGAACAAGGACAGGAAGUUGUUAUUGUCACGAACACCAUAACCUCGAAAGUAGAGCUUUGAUGUAGAGAAUUCGUUAUGAUUUCGUCGAAGACUCUUCUAGGUAACAAUAAAUUAGAUUCUAAACUGAUGAUUGAGUCCGCCACGUCGUUACAAAUUAGGUCGGUCGGGCCAGCGAGUGUAAACAUUGUUGAACAUGAGAUGGCGAAGUGACACGGCCUCGCCAAGGCGUGCUCAAUGAGUGUCGUGGGAGG
Molecule: messenger RNA, 7289 nt
Organism: Klebsormidium nitens
Lineage: Eukaryota; Viridiplantae; Streptophyta; Klebsormidiophyceae; Klebsormidiales; Klebsormidiaceae
Source: the annotation of a GenBank genome assembly